Rhopalosiphum padi (bird cherry-oat aphid) is the source of this 2650-nucleotide messenger RNA. RefSeq lists its product as uncharacterized. Lineage: Eukaryota; Metazoa; Arthropoda; Insecta; Hemiptera; Aphididae. Gene Ontology annotation, molecular function: protein binding. The record is from RefSeq and is a predicted model, not a curated record.
AACAGGCAGGUACGCGCGAUGCCCACGAGCGCAGCCCGGAACCGUCGAAACCGCUGCGCCGCGUAGGUUUAUCUCGUCGCCGUCGCCGCCGUAUUUACACGUACACCGCCGCGUAAUACCGCCGUGCGGAUAGUGCGUGUACGCUCCGCAACAGUGUAACGGCAGUCGUCGGCGCCCGUGGCCCGUCACUCGUUCGCUACCGUCCGGCGCGCGAACACGCUCAGAACGCACGCGAGUGACCGCCGCAUCCUCCCCCCCGCUCCGCACACCGGACCGGCAGCCCGCCCGCCCGCCCGCCCGCCCGCCGUUCCGACCGAGAUCACUCGUCGCCGAUUUUUUUUUCCGCGAGAACGAAAAUUACGUAUAUAUAUAUAUAUAUAAAAAUAAAAAAACAGAAAAAAUUCUUUUUUUUUCCGUUAAUUUUUUUUUUUUUUACAUUUUUUUCCCGCCGCUCUAUUCGGUCCGAAAACACCGCGCGCGCGCGAUCGUUCCGUCGCCGCAGUCGCGUAAUUUUAUUUCACGGCCAAUAAUAUUAUUAAUCGUUUCGCUUUUAUAGUAGCCCCGUCCGUUGGUGAUAACGACACUUGUUAAUUUUAUAUCAAUUCGAGUUUAUUGAAAAACACCAAUGUGCAUGGCUGAGUAAUGCGAUCAUCGAUCAACCAUGGCGCUUUUGUACAGGUUGGUUAAGUUGCCGGACCGUUUUCAAACUCAUGUGUUUACAUUUGUGGUGACCAAGUCAGUAACUCGUGAUCCGGAUCGGGAUGUUACAUCUAAAGAAUUUGCUUGUGGCCAUCAAAAAUGGUCAAUCACAUUCUCACGAACUGACAAGAUGUUAGGUGCGUACUUAGUGUGGAAGAGUGCUUCCGAGUCGGUGAGAGUUUAUGUGGAUUUUACAUUCACUAUACUCAACCGUGAACAUUUCAGUGUGAACGAAUCAUUUGCUGGGAAACAAGUGAAGUUUACGACGGACUGCCCGGCCCAGGGGAACCGAAACUACAUACCGGUCAGCGACCUGUACGGUCGAAACUUCACGGACGCGAACGGCGAGUUCCAGCUGGAAUUGUCCAUCGGUCACGUGCGCACGCUGUACGACACGGAGUUCUGCGUGCCCACGUCGCUCACGUCCCGGCUGAUGCACCACCACCACCAGAUCCAGAAUCACCACAACCCGGCGGCCGGAAACGCGCUCCAGCACCAGUACGGCACGGCGUCGCCCAGGGGCACCAAGUGCAAGCUGGAGACCUCGUACUUCACGUUCGGCGGGUUCGACUGGAACUUGGCGCUGUACCCACACGGCGUAAAAGACGUUUCGUGUACUUCGGUUGAAGGCCGAAUGUCAGUAUAUUUGAAUCGUUGCACAGGAUUUGAUCAUCAAUGCCGUGUUCGAUACAUGUUAGUUUUGGGCGAUGGAGAAAAACGUCUGGACUCGGGAAUAUUGGAUGAUGUGUCGGAUUCAGAUGGAAAAAGCUAUGGUUGGCAUCCCAGAUAUAAGUUUUCCGAGCUUGUUACAAAGGGCACAAUUCGGGUACAUCUCGAGAUGUUAUUGGCAAACACCUUGAGUGAAGUAAUAUCCAGCAUAGUGAUAACGGGCAUAAACCAGCACGGGGUGUCGUCAGCAGCGACUAGUGGCGUGGUGGCGUCACCCACGAAAACGCAAUGUUAUGAUCGGGACAAGCACGCGUGGUCUAUAAGGAGCGAUUGCCAAUCAGAAACGGUCCGACUUCAUAUGGUCUACAAGGACAUCCAGAACGUGCCCAGAAAUCAUCUCAGGUAUGUUUGUUGGACGGCGUACCUGCUACGUUACCACGGAAAAACGGGCCAUGUGGAACCGGUGCCAUUGCCAGGUGCACCAUUUAGCCACUAUUACGCAACUGACGCCACUGACGAAGGGAUUAUAAUGGAAACCGACAUAAGCGUCAAAGAGCUCCGCGAUUCAGGUUGUCCUUUUUUAACAGACAAAGGACAAUUGAGGGUACAAGUCGAAUGGGAAGAAAGCUAUUUACUGUUCCAAGCCACAUACCAUAAAUAUGACGACGUCAGUAGAACUCACAACUAUCAGAUGAGGCGCGAGAUCACAGCUCUGCAGGCCGAAAACUACAGCCUGGAACGGCAGUUGUUCAGCUACCAGAAGAGCAUGUCGCUCGUGCAGAGUCGGGGCACCACGUACUCGGACGACCUGGACCCGUCGGACGUCGGCGACGGCGGCGGCGCGUCCCCGGUGGACGAUCGCGACGUCCAUCUGCACCACCAGCACCAGCACCAAGGCGGCGGCGGCGGCGGUGGCGGAGGAGUUGGCGGCGGCGGCAGUGUGUUCUACGACGACGGCGCUCCGAUGCAGCAGUUGCAGUCCGCGGUGGUCGUCGGCCCGGACGGCUACCCGCUGGCCCAGCACCACCAGCACCACCACCAGCAGCAACAGCAGCAGCACCCGCGCCCGCCGCACCAUCAGCUGCACCAUCACCACCCGCUGCCGCAGCCGCCGCAGCAGCACCACCACCACCACACAUGAGGUCGGCUGUCGUUCCACGAGACCGACGACGGCCACCGCCACGUGCCGCACUACCGGCACUCGGACGGCGGCGGUGGCCCGGCCACGUGGACGUCGAUGGCCAGCAACGCGGUCACUACAGUGUUCAAGAAGGCCCAGAGA